UGAACGAAAAACGUAGGCGAAAUUGCAUUUCGAUGUCGUACUAAAUUCGUCGUUCAUGUUUCUAUAUUCAGUGAAUUUAAAUCUCUUGCCAAGAAAGUAAAAAAAAGGAAGAGGUUAUGACAGUAUUCUCGUGUGUGUCGUUCUAGGAAGUUCGUUAGUAUAUUCAUAGUCGAGGAAUUAAUAAUGCAGGAAAUCAUCCUAGCAGCCUUCGUGUUAUCGAGUCUGCUCAUAGUAUGUGGCCUGGUGCUGCUGGGUUGGUAUUUAGUUUGGAAGUUUUUCCUUUCAAGGUUCAGGUUUGUUCGAGAACUAUUGGGUGGAAUGAGCGAAUCUUCAUCUGUGAAUGAUUUAAAGAAUGGUAGAUCUCGUAUGAAAAAAAUUAGAAGAGACUAAGGACACAUUUGUAAAUUUGAAAUAAGAAGAUUACUAAGUGAUAUUUAAAGGAACAGAACAAGAAAAAACUGACCAAAGGAAAAUUGUCUUUCAUUU
Molecule: messenger RNA, 486 nt
Organism: Habropoda laboriosa
Lineage: Eukaryota; Metazoa; Arthropoda; Insecta; Hymenoptera; Apidae
Product: small integral membrane protein 13
Exons: 2
Coding region: 184-390 (68 amino acids)
Source: RefSeq, a predicted model, not a curated record